AACUUUCAAUGGAAUGAAGUUUCGGACCUGUGGUCCGUCAACGACAUUAUGGAGGUAAAGAUAUUGAGCACGUCUCAUCAAUGAGAAAUUUAGGUGAGGUCCUCCAAAAUAAUGGAAAGUUCAAUGAGCAUAUCUGCUUGAAGGUGGGAAAAGCCUUUCAAAUGUAUAUUUAGAUUUAUCACACGUUUAAGUCCAGAGAUAUUAACACGAUGCCCACUCUGUACGAGUCGAUUGUCCAGCCACAUCUUGAAUAUGCUUCACCCAUUUGGGCUCCAAUUAGUUCAGCAGGUUUGCAAAAGGUCGAGCAGGUCCAAAGAGAUUUCACUAGGAAUAUCGCAGGAAUGAGAGAGCUCUCGUGAUGAGAGAGACUAGAAAAGUUGGGACUGUACAGUGUUCAGAGAAGCUACGAAACUGUACAUUGUCAAAAACAUAUAUCCAUGAGCUUUUGUGCCAACCCAGGAUUUAGGGUCAAUUCUAGGGAACGUAGAGGCUUGACGUCCGUUUUGAGAGCAACUUGUUGAAGUACGAGGGAUAAUCAAGUAUAGAUGAGACUAGGCCUAUAACUUGAGAAUGAACGAAUAUUUUUGAAAUAUGAGCUGGGAGGAUAAAUCUUUGACUCUUUUUCAUCAAAUUUCAUUUAUGGAAUCAAAUAAAAAAAAUAUGUCAACAACCUUCUUUAUGCCGCUGAAGUCGACAUCACUCGCUUACCCCCACGGAUUUUAUCAAGGCAUUAUGCAUUUCGUGUCAUCGAGGACUUGCGUCUUGGCGUGUAGACUUCGUGGAGAGGCCUAGAUCGACGUGGAAGACAUGUUGAGCUGUACAAUAAUAUGGACCAAUCUCUAUCCCAAUGUUUUUAAUAUUGUUGUUCGUACGCAUUGACCAAGAGGUCACCUUUGAAGGUGUGCUCCUUGGUCCUCUUCGUCUAGUGCCCUUGAUGUCUGUGUCCGUCUUCAGUUGCCUCACGAGCUUCAUGAAAUAUUUUUUGGAGUCAAACACUACUGCUCGAGUGAAUUGCUUGAAGUCCUAAGGAAGGGUUCAACGUGUAUUUGGUGAGUUAAUUGUGCAUAGACUUGGUUCAGCGAAAAACCGAGUACAUAAAGCAUGAGACGUAUCAAAUGAUGUAUAGAAGUAACUAACUCAUUGUAUGCAAAGCUACAAGAUGGUUGUAUUGUAUUACUAACCAAGAGCCUACUUUUCUGAACUGAUCAAAGAACCAGUGGUACUUUUUCCACUGCGUGAAAGUUAUAGGCCAUUGCAGUUACUUGUGUGUGUGUGUGUGUACUAGUCCAAAUGAAUAAACCGGUCCCGCGGCCAGGUAAGACCAGGUUUUUGCCCCCAUUUGUCAUCAACAAUGUCCUUCCGAACAACCGAAACCCAAUUCCUGGGUAUGUGGUUCAUUUUACCAAUUGUUAGUCAGUCAGUGAUCUGUCUUGAAUGAAGAAACACAAGGUCUUCUAAAGAUAUGUCUGAUAUCUGUUGAUUUCUUUUUCUAUGGAAUAAAAUGACGCACCUCAAGCGAGCUGUCAUUCUAUUGAUGGGUGUUUUGAUCAAUCUCAGCCUGGGGAUAGAUGUGCACUCGCCGACAAAGAGCGAUUAUGUGCUCACAUUGGGCAACAAAGCGAGCCUGGAGUUAUUUGGAGAUGCCUUCUCAGGCAAUUGCAUAGAAGAUGAAUCCAGCGAACAACUGGCAAUGGAGCACAUCCGGAAUACUUUGGUGUCCAUUUUGUCAGAGAGGAACUUUGAGCGAAUCAAACGCGCAAAUCGAACCGCACGUCAUAUUGGAAACAAUAUGUUUGGCCCAGGCUUUUGCUUUUGCCCACAAUCACCCCCAGGGCUGCCAGGUGCAAUGGGAGACCAAGGAGAACAGGGACCAAUAGGUGACCCUGGAAUCCCAGGAGUGAAUGGCGUGGAUGGUUUGGCAGGAGCAGACGGAUUGCCUGGAAUCCCUGGCAGACCGGGACUCACAGGCCCACUGGGCCCACCUGGAGAAACCGGUGAUCAAGGUUCCCCAGGCGGUGAUGGAACCCCUGGCGAAGAUGGAGUAAACGCAGAUGACGGCGCCAAGGGACCAAAGGGUCCGAUUGGUCCUCCAGGGCCGCCAGGUGAUCCUGGCCCAAGUGGCGAUCCCGGAACGCUUGGAAGCCCUGGGCUUAUGGGACGAAAAGGACCAUUUGGCCCCCAAGGAAACUUCGGACCUCCUGGAAUACUAGGCACUGAUGGUGAGGCUGGAGAAAUGGGAAUGACAGGUCCUCCAGGUCCUCGUGGUCCCUAUGGUCCCCCUGGUGAAAUUGGCGAGACUGGGGAUCCAGGCGACCCCGGGACUGAUGCAGAGCCAGGAGCCAAAGGAGUGCCAGGUCCCCCUGGCACACGUGGAACAGACGGAAAGGACGGAACAGACGCCCCAGAUGGUAAACAAGGAAAUGCUGGACCUGUCGGGAUGCCAGGGCCAACAGGAGCUCCAGGACCCAUUGGACCACUUGGCCCCAUUGGAGCUCCUGGGGAUCCUGGGGAUUCAGGUGACGAUGGGGAUUCUGCCGAAUAUGGAGAUUCUGGCGAAGAUGGAGAUUCUGGAGAGGCCGGUGAGGAUGGAUCGCCAGGACCAACUGGAUUUCAGGGGCCACAAGGUCCUCCCGGGAAAGAUGGAAAGGAUGGCGUUGAUGGGACUGAUGGUGCAGUGGGUCCUUGACCCAUUGGACCACUUGGCCCCAUUGGAGCUCCUGGGGAUCCUGGGGAUUCAGGUGACGAUGGGGAUUCUGCCGAAUAUGGAGAUUCUGGCGAAGAUGGAGAUUCUGGAGAGGCCGGUGAGGAUGGAUCGUCAGGACCAACUGGAUUUCAGGGGCCACAAGGUCCUCCCGGGAAAGAUGGAAAGGAUGGCGUUGAUGGGACUGAUGGUGCAGUGGGUCCUUAUGGAGAAAUAGGCGACCCAGGUGAAAUGGGAGACAAAGGUCCCACGGGUCCCCCGGGUCCUCCUGGUGACCCAGGCCCAAAAGGAGAGGAUGCUGCAAUCUAACGCCUCAAUCUGUCUCGUCAUCUAAAUCACAUCAUUUUUUUUUGGAAAGUCCAUUAUACAAAUAAGCAAGGAUGAUGCUAUGUUCAUUUUAAAUUAUACUUGUUUUUUUUGUUCUUCUUCAAAGAUUAUGAAACGUCACAAUA
Tigriopus californicus is the source of this 3153-nucleotide messenger RNA. Its product is annotated as collagen alpha-1(I) chain-like. The record is from RefSeq and is a predicted model, not a curated record. The transcript has 2 exons. Lineage: Eukaryota; Metazoa; Arthropoda; Copepoda; Harpacticoida; Harpacticidae.